AUGGUCCAGGAUUUGAUAUCCGAAGUAUUGAUAUCGAGUAUCGUCACAUUGUGGGAGAGGCGAGCCCUAAUUUCAGUGCUCUGCUACAAAGACUUAAAAUUGGUGAUGGAGAUUAGGGAGAUAGAAGCCGUUCUUACGCAGAUUGAUGUGGCAUGUCGUAUUCUCCUCCCGCAAUCCUCCGGUCAGAAACUCCCCAUUCAUUUUGUCAUAUGGCUAGAUGAUGUUGAUUCUGAUAUCAUGGCACAUGAGAUCGAUUGCACCCAUUCCUUUACCACGUCAGAAAAAUUCCCAACAAAAGAAGCUUUAUUGGCAUGGGUUCGUGAAGUAUGUAAAAGAAUUGGAAUGGUGUUAAUGAUUGCGGGUUCGAGUGACGGGGAUAGAGGACGUAGGACACUGUAUGUGAUUGUUCGUUGUGAGCGUGGGAGCCAUUAUGUUGGCAAGAAGGGGACAAAAGAACCCAAGGAUAAUGAAAAGGCUGAGUGGAAAUUGGAUGUUUAUAGUGGUAUUCACAACCACAACUUAUUUGAAAACUUGAACGGACACUCUUAUACUGGAAGAUUAUCAAAGGAGCGGACUUCCUUUGUUCACACUAUGAAGAAAGCAAUGGUGAAACCAAGGGCAAUUCUAAGAUUAUUGAAGGAAAAGGACCCGUCUAAUGUAACUGGUAUAAAGACAGUUUACAAUACUAUCUCUAAGUUAAAUUUCAGUGAAUUGUCUGGGAGAUCUCAAUUGCAAUUAUUGUUCGUCAAGUUGAAAGAAGAUGAAUACCUCUCGUACCAUAGAUCGAACGAGUUGAAUGCGAUUACCGACUUGUUGUGGAUCCACCCGAAAUGCAUUAAGUUGGCACAGUCGUAUCCGUACGUAUUCAUCAUCGAUUGCACGUACAAGACCAAUCGUUACGGACUCCCAUUUCUUGAGAUUGUGGGAGGCCAUGACAAGUUGUCCUUGGCCUAA
Molecule: messenger RNA, 954 nt
Organism: Erythranthe guttata (spotted monkey flower)
Lineage: Eukaryota; Viridiplantae; Streptophyta; Magnoliopsida; Lamiales; Phrymaceae
Source: RefSeq, a predicted model, not a curated record